Strongylus vulgaris is the source of this 546-nucleotide messenger RNA. The record is from the annotation of a GenBank genome assembly. Lineage: Eukaryota; Metazoa; Nematoda; Chromadorea; Rhabditida; Strongylidae.
AUGUGCCAAAAUGUAGCAUUUAAGGAGUCCAUACGACAUUAUUAUCGCGAGAAACGAGGUGUACGUACAGCAACAAAGACCUUGGUACUUGUGGUUGGAUGUUACCUUCUGUCCAAUCACGUUUCGAUACUUCUUGGCUUCUGGGAAUAUCUGGCUCCAAGCGAAAUCAAGAACUACUAUUAUGAAUAUCUCAUUGUGUCGGAUGUAGCGUCAUUGCUGACAGUGUUUGGUUGUUUGAUGCGACUGCCGAUUUAUUGUGUUUCGGAUAUUCGAAUAAGGAAAGCGAUUGGUCGAGCACUGUUCCGCUGUCGAGUGCGCACAAUCCCCACUGAGGUCCGUCAAAAUCAAUUGGAUAAGUGGAGUAUUGUGGUGGUGUCAAACAGCCUAAGGAGCAAUCUCACAGGAAUGAAUAAUCUGUUCGCUAGCCAGGAAUGGCUCCCUGGAAGAAGCAAAAGAGCAAGAGAUGAGCUAGCGCUUUUACUUCAAAAUCGCCGUAAAAUACUCGUGGACAUGGCGUUCCGGCUAGCUGCGGAAAAUAAAGAGGAG